Parnassius apollo (apollo) is the source of this 1269-nucleotide messenger RNA. The record is from the annotation of a GenBank genome assembly. Lineage: Eukaryota; Metazoa; Arthropoda; Insecta; Lepidoptera; Papilionidae.
AUGUCUGAUAAUGAUACAGACUGCGAAAUAGAAUAUCUUGACGAAGAUGCUGAAAUUGUCCAACAAUGUGUUCAAACUGUAGAAGAAGCUCUCGAUCCUGCUCCUGUUGUGCCGGCUAAAUUAAAUGUUCCAUUACUAGUUGAGAGGAGGCCAGUUGGUAAGCCUAAAAAAAAGAGAAAAGUUGAAGAAGAUUCUGAUUAUGAUCCAUCUAAAUAUUCACCUCCCAGAACCAAGAAGAGAAAAACUCAGAAGAUAUUGCGUAGCUUUCCUUUAAAAACUCGCUCUCAAAAGUUUGAAUCGCCACCUGCACGUGCUAAAUCGGAAAGUAGAGAAUAUGUCCCGCCUAAAGUCACGAAACUUCACGUCCAAAAUGAUGAGUUACCGCGUAGUCAACUUGAUAUUCGUAUUCCUGACUAUGAAGAUCCGCUGUGCUUGCCCGUACGUGCGAUUAAAAAGGACGAAAACGACAUGAAAAAAUUAAGGACAUGGAACAGUUUGUGCUUGGAACACUUUAAGCAUAGCGAUACAGCUUUAAGACCGGAGUCUGGUGAAACUCAUGUAACUAAAAGAACAGUUGUCCUUAGGAAUGUAAAUAACAAAUUGACAGGUAAAGUAGAAACAACAAUGUGGAGUAAAAUACAAGUAGAAGACCAGAAAGGUGAUAAAAAGUCAGAAGUAGUGCAAUGUGUUCUGCCAAAGUAUAGGGAGAAAAAGCUGUUGAAUUCUUACAACUUCAUAGAGGCAAGAAGACGAAAACCGUUUCAUCAUAUCAAUGAAGUAAUCCUAACAAAAGAGGACCAUAAGGACGGGGAGAGGUUGAUUGUUUAUAAACCAAAAGAAACUCUUUCAUUGGUGUACAAAAUGUUUGAAACAAAUAUUGACGGCACUGAAGAAAAAGACGAUAGUGAUGAUGAUGAGCAAAAGAAAUUUUUAAAGGAGGUGGCGAGCUGCAGAGUUUGCGCACCCUGCUACCAGAUGUCUUGGAGAGGACUCCGCAAGAAUGAUAAGAAAAUAAAAUGCCAGAUCUGCUCAAGGGUUUGCCUUAGUGUUUACAAUCUGCUGUCCCACCUCAAAAGCCACUCCGCAGAAGACAUACUCAAGUACAAGAAGCUUAUAUCAACGGCUUUGUCUAAGGUGGUUGAUUAUCAUUACAAAUGUCGCAUUUGUCAGCAACAGUUUCCCAACAUCAAGGAAAUGAGGAGGCAUGUGCUCACACACCGCGGUACGGAGCCAUUUGUCUGCGACAUAGGGAGCCAUCCGGCCACUUAG